CUCCCUUCGCGUCAUCCCAUUACAUACAAGCGUAUAUUCGCAUAUUCCCAUCUGCAAAUCUCAAUCUCCUCCAUUACGCACCAGGUGCACUUUAGCCCAAACCUAUUUUUCGAGUCUCAACCUAAGCCUCUAUACAAAUCCCGCUUCGUCCCUCUCCCUUUUUCGAAUUCCCAAUCUCCAUAACCAACGCACCUUGCGCACUGUAGCCGAAUCCGCACCUCCUGCCAUAUAUACCCCCUUUCUUCCUCUGAAACCCUAACCCUAGGUCUCUGGAACCAUGCUCUUAUCUCCAGGCCAUUCUCCCCGCCACGUCUCUGACAAAACCCCAGAAACCCUAGAAAUCUCAUCCUCUUCAGACGGUUCCAAAAACCCUAGAAAGCGGCCCACCUCGAGCGUCCUCGACGAGGAUACGUACGUUGCUGCGAUCGAGAAGAUUGUCGAGCGCGACUUCUUCCCUGACCUCCCGAAGCUCCGUGAUCGCCUUGAUUGGCUCGAGGCCGUCCGAUCAGGUGACCCUAUCCAGAUCCGCGAUGCCCAGUUGAAGAUCCUUGAGCGCCGCGGCAGCGGCGGUGGAAGAACCGCGACUCCCGCCUCAUCCGAUGGUAAAAUCCGGUCCUCCGCCUCGAGUUUCUUUUCUUCGCCUACUCCCUUGGAUCCCUACAAAUCCCCAGCCCAUCCCGGUCCGGAAUUCUCUGCGACGGGAGAGUCCGCAUCUGCUGCGGAAGACUCGGCCAUGGUUGAUGAUUUGCUGUCGCUUGAUGAGUUCUUCCGACGUUACACGAGCGAAGACAAUGAGAGCUUCUCGAAAAUCAUGGAAAAGGUGAACCGGAAGCGCAAGGAGAGGUUUGGGUAUCUGACGGAAGGUGAAAAGGAAGAAGUGAAAGCCCUGGAAUUGGAGAAGAGGGAUCGCAUUACCGAUGGCUUUGGUACAUCUGAUCAGCCUUUGAGCACGUUAGAAGGGUGGAAAUACACCGCGAAGAAUCUCUUGAUGUAUAAUCCUGUGGAUCAGGGUGAAGUUCCGUUGACAGAGGCAGAACGUGCGGAGCGGAUUAAGGGCCUGACGAAGGAAAUUGCACGGUCGAACACUCGGUUUCAUGGGAAAUUGACGGAUGCUAGGCCAAAAGAGGAAGACCCGGUCGCCAUUCUCUACACUCCGGUCGCUGGUGCGACGCCUGCCAUUGCAGCUGCCUGGCCCUUUUCGAGCCGUGAAGCAGAGCGGUUGAAGAAGUAUGAUUUGGAUGAUUUGAGAAAGACACCGAAUCCCUUUUACGUGGAAUCCACGAAGAAGUCUGAGGAUGGUUAUAAUUAUGUUAGAACACCGUCCCCUGCGCCAGGCGUCGACGAAUCACCUUUCAUUACAUGGGGUGAGAUUGAAGGGACACCAUUGAGAUUGGAGCAAGAAGACACACCGGUUGGUAUAGGGGGCAGUGGUGAGGGGCCUCAUUUUAGAAUCCCUUUCCCACCAACUAGAGACGUGAAGGCCCACUCUUUGUCACGUGAUGCCGCCCGUAAGCUGAGGGAGAGAUCUAAGAUGUUUCAGAAGCCACCAUUGCCUUCACCAGCUAGAGGGGGCAGCAUGAGCCCGAAUGUCCGGACGCUUUCUCCAGCCGCACAGAAGUUUGUGAGGAAUGCCAUCUCGAAGUCUACGAGCACUGUGGAUGAAUCCCUUCGAGCAAGCUACCGUGGCGCAAGCCCAUGCAUAGGGACUCCGAAAGCAGGCAGGAGUUUGACUAGGUUUGGAAGAGAUGACAGCUUGGGGUCGAGAUCGCCUUCAGUAAGAGAGGGUUCUAAUCCUCCAUGAUAAUGUACAUUUGUUUCUUUUUCCUGUCCUUGUUUAGAUACUCAGAUAUUCACAUGGUUAAACAAGGAGGUAUGUGGCUCCUGUGUUAAGCUUCUUGUUUUCCAAAUUCGGGUACUAGCCCAUUCCAUGAUGUAUCGUUUGGCAAUAUAAAAUACAAUGCCAUUCACCAUCUCCAUACUGUCUAAAGGUUUAUUAAUUUUAAACCUUGCCUGAGGCAAGAAUCUGAAUUUUAGUAUGGUAUUCUUAUUAAGCACAA
Molecule: messenger RNA, 2057 nt
Organism: Magnolia sinica
Lineage: Eukaryota; Viridiplantae; Streptophyta; Magnoliopsida; Magnoliales; Magnoliaceae
Exons: 1
Coding region: 278-1801 (507 amino acids)
Cellular component (GO): catalytic step 2 spliceosome
Source: RefSeq, a predicted model, not a curated record